UUUCCAAUGUAAACUCAUUUUCCCUCGGUUUCAGCAAUUUUAAAUCUAUAUAUAGAGAUAUCUUUGUCAGCAUUGCAUCGUUAGCUUCUCCUGAUAAACUAAUUGUCUCACAUCAUCACUGCAAAUCGACACCUAUUAAUGGGUCUCACCUCCCAACUGCUUCCCCCUCUGUUCUUCCUGCUAGCAUGUGCCGGCAACUUUGUCCACGGACACAAGUGCGAUAUCACCUUACAGGAGAUCAUCAAAACUUUGAACAGCCUCACAGAGCAGAAGACUCUGUGCACCAAGUUGACCGUAACGGACAUCUUUGCUGCCUCCAAGCAGCAUGCAUGUCUGCCCACCUCCAGACACACAGGCACCAUCUGCCGCCCCCCAUCAGCCCGUGUCCCUUCCACCUCGACUCGCCUACAAAGCCCAGAGAGAACACAACUGAGAAGGAAACCUUCUGCAGGGCUGCGACUGUGCUCCGGCAGUUCUACAGCCACCAUGAGAAGGACACUCGCUGCCUGGGUGCGACUGCACAGCAGUUCCACAGGCACAAGCAGCUGAUCCGAUUCCUGAAACGGCUCGACAGGAACCUCUGGGGCCUGGCGGGCUUGGUAAGCUGCACUGUAUUCCUGGCAAGCUGGCCGCGUGGCUCCUGGUGGACAGCAGCCUCACUUCUAAACACUCCUCCUUAGGAGCUGCAGCACC
Messenger RNA from Pan troglodytes (chimpanzee), 693 nucleotides. RefSeq names its product interleukin 4 (gene IL4). Gene Ontology annotation, biological process: immune response; interleukin-4-mediated signaling pathway; positive regulation of DNA-templated transcription. Gene Ontology annotation, molecular function: interleukin-4 receptor binding; growth factor activity. Gene Ontology annotation, cellular component: extracellular region. NCBI's taxonomy places the organism in Eukaryota, Metazoa, Chordata, Mammalia, Primates, Hominidae. The transcript is spliced from 4 exons. The record is from RefSeq and is a predicted model, not a curated record. Bases 139 to 549 code for a protein of 136 amino acids.